This is a messenger RNA of Orbicella faveolata, 3709 nucleotides long. RefSeq names its product kinesin-like protein KIF6. Gene Ontology annotation, molecular function: ATP binding; microtubule binding; microtubule motor activity. The record is from RefSeq and is a predicted model, not a curated record. Gene Ontology annotation, biological process: microtubule-based movement. Lineage: Eukaryota; Metazoa; Cnidaria; Anthozoa; Scleractinia; Merulinidae.
CAAAAUGAAAUAGUUACUUGAUGAAUUUAUUUACAUGCUACUGAUAAACGUUCGUGUAACACGAGAUAGAGCCUUUAAUAACGGUUCUCAGUAUAUUUACUCCGUCCAUAGACACUCGAAUCUAUGAGAGAAAAAAAAAAGAAUGUAAAAAGUGAAUCUGUUGUACAAAGCCUACGAAAACUUUUAAAUAGUUUAGUGAAAGAUAGAAGAUGAUUACUCGUCCUUCACACUGGAUGUAUUGGUAGAACUUUCUGGAAAUUAUUUCGCACAAGAGAACGUUUACAAUAAUGGCUGUUUUUGUGGAAGGUUUUGUUAAUGGCACUGAAGGGAUGGAGGAAGUCGAUCCCGUGGAACAGAACUUAAGGCAAGCUAUUGAGGAGGAAAAAGCAAAAUACAAGGACAGCUUCACCCGCCUUCGGUCCCUCAAGACUGAGAUCGAACACCUUCAGCAUCUGCUAGAGAAAUCCAAAGUCAAGAUGCAGAAAGAUUUUGAGAUCUGGUGGGCAGAACAGGCGGCCUUCACCCAGCCACCUGAUGAAGUGCGAGCAGCGUGGAAAACCCCUCCGAUAUCCCCCGUUCGACCUCCAUCCGCCCCUCGGAGACGUGAUCCAGACCCGGGUGGCUUAUCAAAUCCCCGGGGAGACGAGUCUUCCCGUAGCACCAGACCAGGGAAAUUCGUAUCCAAGCUACGAGCCGAGGCUCAUCUGGCGUCUUCAGGAGUGGUGUCAUCUGUUACCCGUCCGUCUGUUCAUGGUUCCAAUUCAGACAGUGGUUUAAGCAGCUGGUCGACAUCUGCAGCAACAGUAGCAGCUGAUGUAUCGAGUGUGGGAAUCGCCGCAAGAAAUAAAUCGGGUUCCUCUAGUGACGUCAGCACUGGUUCUGGAUCAGUGAAACUGACUGGUGACACCCGAGCUGAUGCCGACAUCUUGGCUUUUAUAAAAGCGAGACAGAAUUUGUUACAGCAGCGAGGUCAUCGAUAACCGCAACUGGUCCUAUUAUCAAGGGAACCAAGAUCAGUAACAGAGGCCGGCCCUCUAUGCCAACCCCACCAUGGACGGGCCGCUCUAUCUGUUCACCAAAGUGAUUGGCACCAAGCUUCAGAUACACGAGGGAAGAGAAAUAUGAAACGUUUCGUUCAACACGUUCUCGGUGCUCAUACCACGGAAAGACUGACUGUUGAGAUAAAUAGAUUGCAAUGGAUAUUUUUCUCUUCGGAGCAAACAUUUCUAUCCUCUGGAAAUACAGAUAACGAAUGCUCUCAAUUGCAAGAAAGUAAAGAACACAUCGUUUUCGUUGGACGCGAAAAAUGUGGCAGAUUUUAAAAAUGUGUUCACUACGCUCCUUUCCAUUCUCAUCCGUUAAGUGAGCUCAAAUAAAUAGCAAAGCGCGAAUGAAAACAGGUUCUUCUUCCUGCUUACUUCCUGUAUUCACUGCGGGUUCACCAAGGAGUUUUUUUCCCUCCUUUACAAAGUGAGUUUCCUUCGUCAUUUUCUCGUGCGUUCAAUACGAGAUUGUCAAUUUUCCUGCGUUUCUCGCGCGUUCCGUCAUUUGUUCACCGUGGGUUCACCGUGGGUUCACCUUGGGGUUAUCAGGGUUGCCACAGGUCAGGAAAUGGCCAGAGAAAAGAAAAAUUCUUCAAGGUCAGGGAAAAGUGGGGGAAUUUUAUUUUGAGUCAGGGAACAUUGAUAAUUUGAAGAAAGUCAGGGAAAAUUGAAUAAUUUGACACGGCUUAUUUAAUAAAGGCUGGAAGAAACAUCUGGGGUCAGUGUGAUGUCAAGGAUAUUUUUCCUUAAUGAAGAAGGAAGAUUUGUUGAAAACUCAUCAGUGUUAAUGAACGAGUAGAAAGGGAGGCUGCAAGUUGAGGCCAGAAGCCUCUACUAGAUCUAACAUUUUGUGUUUAUUUGGUCAGGGAAAUCUUAUUUUUAUCGGGGAAAAGUCAGGGGAUUUUGAAAAGUAUUGCCUGUGGCAACCAUGGGUAUGGUUCCCACCUACAUCCAGGUUUCUUCUGUGCGUAUGUUCGCUCUUACAAACGCCUAUGCGUUGUCCAUGCGUUCCCCUCUGCGUUAAUCUAUCUGAGCCUUUUGCGUUGCCCCAGGGAUUCCCUUCUCAUGCUUCCGCUGUUGGUCCCCCCCUCCUCCCAACGUUUCAUCGUCUAUUGUCUAUUUCUCGUCUAUUGUGCGUUGCAGACUUCAUAUCGUGUACAUUUUUCGUGUUCGCUAUGCCGUUCCCGUGCGUUCCGGUGUUUCAAGUUGUUGUUUUUCCGGUAUAAAUGAUGUGAGUUAUCUCAAACGUUUCGCCAGUUACGAUGGUCUGAGAAUAAGCUAUUUCCGAGUUGCUCCUACCUCUGUUUCAAAACGAGUCUUAGUGCACAGCCUUUCUUUCCCAUAGCUUUUCUUCCACGUUCAUUGUCUUACAAAUCAAACUCAUUUCCAUAUGAAAGGUUGUGCACUAAGACUCGUUUUGAAACAGGGGUAAAAAGCAACUCGAAAACGGCUUGUUAUCAUUACAAAAUUGGUCCUCUAGGAAACAGUCUCCAAACAGACAUACUGCAAUUAAUUUGCCACAUUUUAAUUAGGCCUCAAAUUAAUUGUUUUAUUUCUUUAAUUUACAAAUGGGUAAACGUCUCUUAAUUUACAAAAAAAGCAUACAUACAUACAAAUUUUAAAACGCCUCCAUUCUAGAGCAAGGCCAAAAGAAUCCAGAAAUAAAAUAUCUACAGAAUAGUGACAAUUCCAAUAGCUGUGUCGUACAAAAAAUACAUGUACUAAAACAAUUGAAUAACCUUCGUACUCGACAAAAUGAAUUCAACUUUGUAAUACGGCAAUACAAUUCCGAGACGAGAGAGAACUUAUCAAAUAAUUAAGGGCACUAGCAAUUAAUUUAACUUACAAUAUAAUUUAUAUUUAUAUAUUUAUCUGAUGAUACUAACUUGUAUCACGAUUUAGACAUAUUCGAUGUAUGAAUUUUGAGGUCAGAUUUGUACCGCAACAGACCCAAAUGAGGCGUUGCAGUCAUAACCUUGAUCGUCUCGGUGAAUUUGCACACAUUGCGUUUCUACUUUAUAAACUGGUUCGAGCACGCUGAAAACCUGCUUGACCGGUUAAAUGCGCUGCCAAGUACACCUAAGGAAAUUUAUGUAGACCGUUGACAGAAACGGCAGCGACUCAAUUAAAGCUAAAUAUAUAUGUGGCGAUGUUAUCUUCUUGACUAAGGAACAAAAGAAAAAUCUGCUGCUGGCCAAAAAACCACUAAAAUAACGUCAAAAAUUCCGCCUUCAUGCAAGUUACAGGUAUUUUUUGCCGAAAACAUUACAUCAACCUAGUCCACAAACCCGUUGCCUCGGUUUCAAUGCGAAGUCCUGUGGAAUGUUCACAUCCGGCUUUUAACCAGAUGGCCGUCCAAGCUUCAUGUGGACGCCCACUUGUUAAAGAAAAUUGUCUUAUUUUUCACGUUGCUUACCCUAUAGCACAUUUUUGGACGCCUCCUUUUAAAGAAAAUUGUUUUACUUUUCAAAUGUUGGUUUCCCUAUAGCACAUUUUUGGACGCCCACUUUGCGAACCUUGGCUAAUAACCUGUUUUGUAUGCGUGUAAAACACAUUGUUUUUGCUCCAGGACUCACUUUGAAACGGGCAAAACAGAUCGUUCUUUUCUAAUAUUAACAUACACUGUGGUAAUAAAUCGUUCACCUGAUGGCUAGACUUGGUACUUU